Molecule: messenger RNA, 321 nt
Organism: Daldinia decipiens
Lineage: Eukaryota; Fungi; Ascomycota; Sordariomycetes; Xylariales; Hypoxylaceae
Exons: 1
Coding region: 1-321 (106 amino acids)
Source: RefSeq, a predicted model, not a curated record
AUGAAGUCAAUUACAGCAAUCGUUUCGGUUCUCGCCAUGAUGCCCGGUUUGCUCGUCAACGCGUGCGAUUGCCAUCAUAACAAUGAUGCCGGCCGAUGGAAGGGUUCUCAAACCCCUGCCAGUGCCGUCGAAGAACUUUGCAAAGAUGGAGGCACUUGCAAGGAAAAUGGGUAUGGAGCUAGGCUUUGUGUUGUGGGAGACGUCUCGCAGUGUCUCUGCGCCAUUAAUGCGGCCAAGAGCUGGCAGAGCAAGCAUGGAGAUUGGUUCCUGUGGUCUGGUAUUAACUGUGGCGACUUGACUAUCACUAUGAACACCAAUUAA